This is a messenger RNA of Syngnathoides biaculeatus (alligator pipefish), 3508 nucleotides long. RefSeq names its product solute carrier family 7 member 1a (gene slc7a1a). Gene Ontology annotation, biological process: amino acid transport; transmembrane transport. Lineage: Eukaryota; Metazoa; Chordata; Actinopteri; Syngnathiformes; Syngnathidae. Gene Ontology annotation, molecular function: amino acid transmembrane transporter activity. The transcript is spliced from 13 exons. Bases 253 to 2199 code for a protein of 648 amino acids. The record is from RefSeq and is a predicted model, not a curated record. Gene Ontology annotation, cellular component: plasma membrane.
GCGUGCGCGAGACCACGUUUUAAACCAAGCGGCCCCGAAAACACGCUAAACCGCCUCUACUCUAUUCUUCAAGCGGAUCACAACAGUUUGGACUUGCAUAUCGUCCGUCCCUGUCGUGUGCGCGUGUGCGGAGGAAAGUUUUGAUGCUCUCGUUCUACUUGUAAAAGGUGUGUGCCGCUCUUCCCCCUUGACCUCCCACAUCGCGGUCAACCGUCUCCAGCUCGCCAGCCUUCCCUUCCCUCCAUCGGACCAAUGGGACUGGACAAACUUGUGAGAUUUGGGAAGCAGUUGCUGAGGGUCAAAGUGGUGGACUGUAACACGGAUGAUUCUCGGCUGUCGCGAUGCCUGAACACUUUAGACCUUGUGGCGCUGGGGGUGGGCAGCACGCUGGGGGCCGGCGUCUACGUGCUUGCGGGUGCUGUUGCACGGGAGAAUUCAGGUCCCGCCAUAGUGCUGUCUUUCCUGAUAGCAGCUUUAGCAUCGGUCCUAGCCGGCUUGUGCUACGCUGAAUUUGGAGCUCGUGUUCCCAAGACAGGGUCAGCUUAUCUGUACUCUUAUGUGACUGUUGGCGAACUCUGGGCCUUCAUAACUGGCUGGAACCUCAUCCUUGCCUAUAUCAUUGGUACUGCAAGUGUGGCCAGAGCAUGGAGUGCUACCUUUGAUGAGUUAAUAGGAAAGCGGAUAGAGGAGUUCUGCAGAGGGUACAUGCACAUGAAUGCACCGGGAGUCCUGGCAGAAUACCCUGACUUGUUUGCUGUAGUCAUCAUUAUCACCCUCACCGGUCUGCUGGCAUUUGGAGUGAAAGAGUCUGCAAUGGUCAACAAGGUUUUUACGUGUAUCAACAUGCUAGUCCUGUUGUUCAUGGUGAUCUCUGGCCUGGUCAAAGGUACUUUGAAGAACUGGUACCUGGACCCCAAUGAAAUCCUGCGUGCAUUUAACAGCAGUAACUACACCCACAAUUUUACAGAUGUCAUGCCAACUACAGAAGAACUAGGUGCCGGUGGGUUCAUGCCAUUUGGUAUCACGGGCGUCCUGUCUGGAGCUGCUACCUGUUUCUAUGCAUUUGUUGGAUUUGACUGCAUAGCAACAACAGGAGAAGAGGCGAAGAACCCCCAGCGAGCAAUCCCGAUUGGCAUUGUGUCAUCGCUGCUGAUCUGCUUUGUGGCGUACUUCUGCGUUUCUGGCGCGCUCACGCUCAUGAUGCCGUACUACCUGCUUGACAGCAAUAGCCCCCUGCCCGUUGCUUUUAAGUACGUGGGCUGGGAAGGAGCCAAAUAUGCCGUGGCUGUCGGCUCCCUUUGCGCACUGUCCACAAGCCUGCUGGGCUCUAUGUUUCCGAUGCCCCGUGUCAUCUGGGCUAUGGCUGACGACGGGCUGCUUUUCGAGUUCUUGGCCAAGAUCAGCCCGCGCAGCAAAACCCCAUUAACUGCAACCCUCACCUCUGGCAUAGUGGCAGCUAUCAUGGCAUUUCUGUUUGACCUGAAGGAUCUGGUGGACCUGAUGUCCAUAGGCACACUGCUGGCCUACACAUUAGUGGCUGCCUGCGUCUUGGUACUAAGGUACCAGCCCGAGCAGCCCAGUCCGGUCUAUCAGAUGGCCAAUAUGCAGGAGGAGCUGGAGCAGAAUGAGGGCAGUAUGGGCAUCCUACCCGGUAUAGAGGAGAGGUUCAGCUUCAAGACGUUGUUCUUCCCGGACAACCUCGAUCCCACCUCCCUUUCAGGCUUCACGGUCAACAUCUGUGCCUCUGUCAUGGGCCUGCUGAUCCUGAUGUUCAGUGCACUGGCUGUCCAGGGAGGCUCAACUUUGUUGAACAUUGUAUUCCUCAUUAUCAUCUUUAUCAUUUGCCUCCUCCUCACUUGUAUUGUCUGGAGACAGCCACAGAGCAAAACAAAGCUCUCUUUUAAGGUUCCACUGGUCCCUAUUCUUCCUGUGAUCAGCAUGUUUGUUAACGUCUACCUGAUGAUGCAGCUAGACAGGGGCACUUGGAUACGUUUUUCUAUCUGGAUGGCUUUAGGUUUUUUGAUCUACUUUUGCUACGGCAUCCAUCACAGCGCCGAGGCGACGGCGCCCCGCUCGUCUCCAGAAACGGAAAUGAACGGCUUCAAGCGUGACCGAGAUUCCGUAUCAACGACACCCGAAAAGGAGGCCUUCCUUCACAACGGCAUCGAGGUCAUGGAUGAUGAUGACGGAGACGUGUAGGGAUCUUUGUUUUGCAUACACAACGACCUGCUCUGGCAACGGUGUGUCUGUAUAAUUCGGCUGGCGUAUCGGCCAGUCCUUCAAGUAACGAUUUGGGAAUGUUUAAACUAAGAUAUUCAAUCACAGGAUUUGUGAAGCUGCACAAUGAUGUAUUGAAUAUUGUGCUGAAAUAUGAGGGUUCAAUUGGUAUUAUGGAGCUUGACAGUUCCUGGGUUACCAUAGUAUUUGCUUGUCUGGGUCAGAUAAUGUCCACAAGCAAGUAAUUACCAACUUCUUUUAUUCCCUUUCAAUGAAACCAAUUUUAUGUGUAUUAACAGUGUUAAACAAGUUCCAAAAUGUUACUAGUUAUUGUCAAUUGAACAUAAUGUUAUAGUAGGGGCUCUGAAUAGGUGUACAUUACACUACUUGUACAUUUGAGUUACUUUCACCAAAAACACUACAGAAUUGUAAAGCAUGAAAAUAAUCUUUAAUAGCUUUUAACAAGACCAUAAUAUUUGUUAAACAAUUUUAAUAAGCCUACUCCCCUUUGUAAUGUGGAAAUAUCAUCAGGGGAAAUCUUAUCCCCCCAAAAAAAUCGUAUUUACUUUGUUUCAAAUAUUGGGCCUUAAAACAACAGCAAAAUAUAUAAAUCUGCCAGCCAUUAGAAAAACAAACUUGAUGCCGAUAAUACCGAUGAACGGAUGCAAUGACGUAUGAAUAAUAACUGAAAAGUCCGUCGGAUGGGCGGGAUUUAAACCGCCUUUCAUUUUGACAGAUAUACUAUAAUCCCAGAUUAUAAAAAAAAAAUGUUGGUCCAACAAUUGAACAUGUCCAAGAAAAGCAACCUCUGGUCACCCCCAGUGCAUUGUUACAUGCAUAGUGAUUGUAAUGUGAUUACUUCUGUCACACGUUGCUGGGUUCCAACACUGUGGACACAUUUCCUGACAUGCAGCAGUACAUGCUAUACUUGCCAAAACUUAUGUAAGUGAUGUUGAAAUGUUCUCCCACUUCUGGCAGGACACUCCAACACAAAUAGCUCAUCUCUAAUAUUGCUGUCCUUCACUUGCAGCACAAAUGGCUGCCACCUGUUAGGGCAGCAGCAGAGGAUGCAGGUCAUACAAGGAUCAGGUGUCCAAAAUAAGGUCACAAGUAGGAGUUCUAGUUCUAGUAGUACUUCUAGUUUGGAUGUCAUUGAUGAAUCUAUGACUAGUGCUGAGCAUUGCAUUUGAGCAUUUUCACAGUGCUGGCUGCUGUGUCCUUUUUAGCACGUGUGCUUGUUACAUUGUGUUGUUGUCGUUUUCCCAGACGUAAUGUGAAAGAAACAAUGCCU